Suillus clintonianus is the source of this 1719-nucleotide messenger RNA. Its product is annotated as glycosyltransferase family 33 protein. Bases 35 to 1609 code for a protein of 524 amino acids. Gene Ontology annotation, molecular function: mannosyltransferase activity. The transcript has 9 exons. NCBI's taxonomy places the organism in Eukaryota, Fungi, Basidiomycota, Agaricomycetes, Boletales, Suillaceae. Gene Ontology annotation, cellular component: endoplasmic reticulum. The record is from RefSeq and is a predicted model, not a curated record.
CCCUUUUCUGCCAACUUCCAAGUGUUCCAAUGCAAUGAUAGCAGACCAGAGUCGUGACUUUCACGACUUCUUUAACUUCGCAGCCUUAUCUUUAUUUGCGCUCCUGGUGUUUCUUGUCGUUAAUGUCUUCGAGAAAGUGCGACAGACACCGAAAUCCGGUUCAGUUGCCAUUCUCGUAUUGGGCGAUGUAGGACGCAGCCCGCGAAUGAUGUACCAUGCAGAGAGCUUUGCGAAGCUGGGAUUUGACACCUAUCUCAUUGGAUACAAAGGCUCCAAGCCGAUACCUUCGCUAACCUCCGAGUCCCUCCCGCAUAUCAGGUUUUCCUACCUCUCAGAACCACUGCCAUUUGUUGCCUGGAUCCCUUUUAUUUUAGCUUCUCUAAUCAAAAUCGUGUACCAGAUAGCCACCAUCUUAUACACGCUAGUCUUUGACAUACCCCAUCCGCCCGAGUUUAUCAUGGUGCAGAAUCCCCCAAGUAUUCCAACUCUCGCCCUAGUAUGGCUUGUCGGAGGAAUGACCGGAAGUAAAGUCAUCAUUGACUGGCAUAACCUUGGGUAUAGCAUUCUCGCAUUGAGGUUGGGAGAGACACAUCUGCUUGUCAAAAUUGCGAAACGAUUUGAGAUCAUGUUUGGCAGUUCUGCGUACGCUCACCUUUUCGUCACAAACGCUAUGCGAGACCAUCUGGUGCAGGAAUGGUGCUUAAUAGGACAUAAAGCAGUCUUGCGUGAUCGUCCGCCCAGCCAUUUUCAUAAAUGUCUACCUCAAGAAGUCCAUGAGCUCUUCCGGCGGCUGGGACCCUCGAUAUCGCCAUCACUUGCAGCAUUUCUCCCCAGCGCUUCACCGCCUUACUCAACCCAUCUCACUGAACAUAGACUUUUGAGUAUGCCCAGUCUUCGACAAGAUCGGCCAGCGCUGCUAGUGAGUAGUACGUCGUGGACACCAGACGAAGACUUUGGCAUUCUCUUGGAGGCGUUGAAACUCUACGAAUCUCGCGCUCGUGAAGUCAACCUUACAGAUUGUGAAAACGUGCGACCAGAACGCGAUUCGAAGGAACGACGAGUCUUGCCUCGCAUAUGGAUGGUCAUCACGGGCAAGGGGCCGCUUAAAGAACGAUAUAUGGCAGAUGUGGAGCUCUUGCAAAAGAACUGGCAGUAUGUCAGGUGCACAAGUUUAUGGCUCGAAGCUGAAGACUAUCCGCUGUUGCUGGGCUCUGCUGUCUUGGGCGUCUCCUUACACUCAAGUUCAUCCGCACUCGACUUACCAAUGAAAAUCGUUGAUAUGUUUGGAUGCGGACUCCCUGUUUGUGCCCUCGAUUUUGCAUGCCUACCAGAGCUGGUCAAAGACGGUAUCAAUGGCCUGGUUUUCAUAAAUGCGUCUCAGCUUGCAGAGCAUCUGGAGGCCCUCCUCACUUCAUUCCCUUUGUCUCCUGCACUCGAUUCCUUACGGACAUCUUUGGAGCGCGCAUCACAGGCACCGUUCAAUAUUGAGCGUCGUGUACAUAACCAUGAACACCAAGAAGUUGCUGAUUGGGAGUGGAGUUCUUGGUCAGAGAACUGGAACCGUAUCAUGAAACCCCUAGUGCUGAGGGAUGCAGAACGAUCUGGUUGAACCGUAGGUCUACCUUCGGAGCGAACGAUGACGGGUUUUGCAUGGGAUUGUGGUUAUAUCUGCCAUUUUCCAUGCCAUACCAGUCUUACGCUACAUACAUGACCUCUGAC